AUGAAUGGAAUAGGCCUUUCAGAAGCAAUCAAAAGAUUAAAAAAUAUAAGUGAAAAAAUUUUUAAGGAUUUUUAUGAUAUUCCUGAAGAGAAAGAUAGAGACAUUAAAAUACUUAUUAAAGAAUUGCAAGAUUUAUAG
Molecule: messenger RNA, 138 nt
Organism: Cetraspora pellucida
Lineage: Eukaryota; Fungi; Glomeromycota; Glomeromycetes; Diversisporales; Gigasporaceae
Source: the annotation of a GenBank genome assembly